AUGUCUAAGGCAGGUUCUACACGAGUCCGGCCAUGCAUGUUUUGCGGUAAAGAAUUACAAGAGUCUGCAUUAGCAGAUCAUUUACUCAUAUGCGGUAAUAAAACCGAUGAAUGUCCUCGAUGCAGGAAGUUUGUUCGUCGAGCUGUAUUUGCCUAUCACUAUGAAAAUGCCUGUGUCGAUCCAGACGAAUUGGAGAAUGAAACAAGUGCUGCCUCGAAUCAGCGUAGCAUCUCGGAACACAUACCAGCUAUAAGUAGCGCAUUACAGCAAAGCAAAGUCAUUAUUCGUUGUCAGUUCUGUCGUCAACAAUGUGAGAAAGUCGAACAAGAGAUGCAUGAAAAUAAUUGUUUACGCAGUCCAGGUAAUAUCAGGGCAAAACAACAACAAUCACGAAUCUAUCCCACAACAAACUCUCCACCGGAUCAUGUCGAUCCUUCCAAUCAGUCUACUGAAAUUCCUUGCGAGUUUUGCAGACAACUAAUUCAAUUGGAGCAUUAUCAACUACACACAACAGAGUGUUCUCAACAAUAUGCCGAACAACAACACAAUGAAUCCAGUACUGACAACCGAAACGUAGCUACCGUCAAAAUGCAUUGUAAAUAUUGUGGAGUUGAACAACAUGCAUAUUCUCUCUCGUUUCACGAGAAAAUAUGCCUGAAAAAUCCUGACAAAGCGGCUGCUGAGACACAGUAUCAGAACAUUUUUCGUUUACCUUCGCUUCAAAGCUGA
Molecule: messenger RNA, 729 nt
Organism: Adineta ricciae
Lineage: Eukaryota; Metazoa; Rotifera; Eurotatoria; Adinetida; Adinetidae
Source: the annotation of a GenBank genome assembly